Molecule: messenger RNA, 1667 nt
Organism: Lates calcarifer (barramundi perch)
Lineage: Eukaryota; Metazoa; Chordata; Actinopteri; Centropomidae
Product: dehydrogenase/reductase SDR family member 7C-B-like
Biological process (GO): regulation of release of sequestered calcium ion into cytosol by sarcoplasmic reticulum
Cellular component (GO): sarcoplasmic reticulum membrane
Molecular function (GO): all-trans-retinol dehydrogenase (NAD+) activity
Source: RefSeq, a predicted model, not a curated record
CAUGGAAAAUAACCGACUCAGCUGUGCUGCUAUUAAAAGACCUCAAAUCCCAGAGUAUAGCUGUAGCCGGCCGGCCGGCUGUCAUGUUGGUGGACUCUCUGUGAAUGAGCUGCUGAGUUGAGCAGCUCCAGCUCCUCAGGAGAGGAAUUAAAAACUCCAGCCCAGGAAACCUGCAGAGGCCUGAGACUGAGCAAGUUGUAAUAAUAAAGCUAGAUUUAAAAAUGGUUGUAGAGGGUGAGAUGGAUUCCAAUGUUACCGAGCCGGAGAGCUUGUGGAAUAUCCUCCACGAGAUGGAUCCAACAUGGACCACCACUGUUCUCCUGGUGCCCUUCGUCGUUGUGCUGACAGCUGGAUUUUUUUACCUCUAUGGUUUCAUUGUUGGUCUGUUGUCCAAAACAUCAGUACGCAACAAGGUGGUGAUUCUAACUGACGCCUUAUCUGGGCUUGGAAAAGAAUGCGCAGGUGUGUUUCACAAAGGAGGAGCGAGGUUGAUCCUCUGCGGGAAAAGCUGGGAGAAACUUGAAGAACUUGCUGAUGAUUUGGCGAACUCCUCAGACCCAACUGUAACGUUUCCUCCGAAGCUGGUGCUGCUGGAUUUCGGGGAUAUGGACAGUCUGCCCGAGGCGAUCGCAGAGAUCCUGGACUGUUACGGCUGCCUGGACGUCCUCAUCCUCAACAGCAGCAUGAAGGUCAAAGCACCUGCACAGAAUCUGUCCCUGGAGAUGGACAAGUUACUGAUGGACAACAAUUACUUUGGACCGGUGACGCUGGCUAAAGGCGUGCUGCCCUCCAUGAUCUCCAGGAGAACUGGUCACCUGCUCCUGGUCAACAGCAUCCAGGGGAAACUCGCCGUGCCUUUCCGCACCACAUAUGCAGCCUCCAAACACGCAGUCCAGGCCUUCUUCGACUGCCUGAGAGCUGAGGUGGAGGAGUAUGGCAUCUCCGUCAGCACCAUCAACCACACCUUCAUCAGCAGCUCAGCGUCUGAAAACACGCAGGCAGCCUCCUCCAAAUCCAUCUGGUCACUGUUGUACACAAAGAAACCCAGCGGCGUUUCUCCAGACGAAGCAGCCGCUGAGAUUGUCAAGACUUUAAACAACAAGAGGAAGGAGGUGGUAAUUGCUCCUUCGCUCCCCAAGGUGGCCAUCUACGCCAGAUCUUUCUUCCCUAAUGUUUUCUUCGCUGUGAUGGCUGCAGGGGUGAAGAACACCGCCGCUGCCUCAGAGAAGAUGUAGCGUAGAUUUUCUGGUGAAGGUGAAAAAAGUCAGAGUAAGAACGGGUGUUAAUGAUGCAGUUUUGUGUUUUUCCAUUAAAACUUUUGACCUUCAGAUAGAAUUUAAACCAUAUUAAAUGUUUCUCUUGUUAGAAACACUGUCUUUAACUGAGAUGUGUGUAUGAAAUUAGGAUUUUAAAAGAAGUGUAGUUUGUAUUGACCAGGUCUGAGUUGUAGUGAAACCUAAUAUGUACAGUUAAACAUAGUUUCUCUAUUAGAAAUAAUUAAUUUCUGUAUAUUUUACAGGUUGAAAUACAUAAUGUCAUAAUCAAUGUGCAGAAUUUACAUACAAAUAGUGAAUUGUGGAGAAAAUGUUGCAUCUGUUCUUGUAUUUGUGGAUGUGAUUAUAUUUUUUAAAAAACAUCAAUAAAGUAGAUAUGUGUAUGAAUGUAAA